Rotaria sp. Silwood2 is the source of this 483-nucleotide messenger RNA. Lineage: Eukaryota; Metazoa; Rotifera; Eurotatoria; Philodinida; Philodinidae. The record is from the annotation of a GenBank genome assembly.
AUGACUGUUAUGAAUUCUUCUCUUCUUGUUCUUCUUGAUCUUCAAGAUGAACAUCAAAAUUUCGAAACAAUAUUUGAUUCACAUAUAUUUUGUCGAUUUACAAAUAAAAUUCAAUGUUUAGAACAUGUUUCAUCACGUUAUACAAAUAUUCGUUUAUUACAUUUUUUUAUACCAAAAUCUGAACACCUAGUUAUUGAUAAUCGUCUUCUAUUUUUUAAUACAAUCUAUUAUAUUUAUUGUAUAGAUCAAACUAGCAUUAAUGAUAUGAAACAACAAUAUGAUUAUCCAAUGUUUGUUAAAAUUUUUCAUAUUAAAUCUCUAUCAACAUAUUUACAUCAAGCAGCUAUUUCACAUUUAAUUGAACAAGCUGAACGUCGAAAACAUGAACCUGAUGAACAUGAUAUUGCAUUACAAGUAGCAGCUGAAUUUUCUGAUAUAUUAGCUAAUGAACUUUAUGAAUAUAUGACUGAAAAAAUUGGUUAA